This is a messenger RNA of Lotus japonicus, 1065 nucleotides long. RefSeq names its product dehydration-responsive element-binding protein 1E-like. Gene Ontology annotation, molecular function: DNA binding; DNA-binding transcription factor activity. Gene Ontology annotation, biological process: regulation of DNA-templated transcription. The transcript has a single exon. The record is from RefSeq and is a predicted model, not a curated record. NCBI's taxonomy places the organism in Eukaryota, Viridiplantae, Streptophyta, Magnoliopsida, Fabales, Fabaceae. The coding region runs from base 268 to 861 and encodes 197 amino acids.
CUUUCCUUCAACAUGCUCCCUAACUAGUCAUCACUCUUUAUAUAAACCUAUAAAUAUCUACCAUCUUUCAAUUCCAUGUUCCAACUUUCCCUCUCAAAACUACAACACAAAUCAAACUCAACACCAAAUCACAACACAACACAAACCAACCCAAAAACACAAACAACAACAACUUCUAGUAACUACUAGCUAGCUAACCCUUUUGUGUACACUGUUCCAUUCAGUCUAAUAACUUCAAAGAACGAAACUAGCUUUUUCCUCAUUGACAUGUUUACCCUCAAUCAAUUUCCCGACCAGGAUAACUCUGAGGUAUUUUUGGCGGCAAGCAACCCGAAGAAGCGAGCAGGGAGGAAGAAGUUCAGGGAGACGCGCCACCCGGUGUACCGGGGAGUGAGGUGGAGAGACUCCGGCAAGUGGGUGUGUGAGGUCAGGGAGCCUAACAAGAAGACCAGGAUUUGGCUAGGGACGUUCCCAACGCCGGAGAUGGCGGCGCGUGCGCAUGACGUGGCGGCUAUUGCGCUUAGGGGGAGGUCAGCCUGCCUCAACUUCGCGGACUCUGCUUGGAGGCUGCCGGUUCCGGCCACGAAGGAUGCUAGGGGUAUCCGGAAGGCUGCUGUGGAGGCAGCUGAGGCCUUCCGUCCGGUGGUGGAGACGGAGACCGGUGAGGGGAGGAAGGGUGGUGAGUCGUCGGAGACGGUGCCGGCGUUGACGGUGAAAGUGGACCAAGAGGAAGAGGCGGUGCCGGAGUUUCUGAGAAACAUGGCGCUGAUGUCACCGACACAUUGCUGGGGGAGUGAGUAUGGUGCUGCUGACGUGGAAUUUCUAGAUGCUGAAGUUUCAUUGUGGAGUUUUUCAAUUUAGUUUAUUUUAUUACAUUAAAAAAAAGAAUAGUUUAUUAGUUUAAUUUUUUUCUUAAUUAUUUGAGGAAUAAAGAGGUUGAUUAGGGUGGAAAUUAGGGAGUAGUGUCCGUACUUGUGUGUUUUUUCAAUAGUACGGAUACUGAUUAGGGUGGAUAUUAGAAAAAUCAACACAACAAUGAUAUAUACACACAUUAUUUUCUAAACA